Carica papaya (papaya) is the source of this 611-nucleotide messenger RNA. RefSeq names its product transcription factor bHLH168-like. The record is from RefSeq and is a predicted model, not a curated record. NCBI's taxonomy places the organism in Eukaryota, Viridiplantae, Streptophyta, Magnoliopsida, Brassicales, Caricaceae. Gene Ontology annotation, cellular component: RNA polymerase II transcription regulator complex. Gene Ontology annotation, biological process: regulation of transcription by RNA polymerase II. Gene Ontology annotation, molecular function: RNA polymerase II transcription regulatory region sequence-specific DNA binding; protein dimerization activity; DNA-binding transcription factor activity, RNA polymerase II-specific.
GGAAAAAGAUAACAAUGGAGAGAGCAAGCUCGUCUAGACAACAUCGAAAUAUACAAGAAAGAAAUAGGAGACUGCGAAUGAGAGAACUCUGCAGCACCCUUGUUUCUCUCCUUCCUCCUCAACCCACCAGGGUGACAGUGUACGAGUUGAUAGGUGAAGCAGCUAAUUACAUAAACCAAUUGAAGGAAAGAAUUAAAGCAGCAAAUGACGAGAGGAAUCAAGUAUUGAAGUUAUUAGGAGGAGGCAAUGGUGAUCGUACGGGCGAGGAAAUUAGAGCGGUGGUGAAGUUAACGAGUCGGAAUCAGUGUUCUCUGGAAGUGAAUAUAAUUAGUGGUACCAACAAGACGUUCAUGUUACAUGAAGUUAUCAGUAUUCUCCAGGAAGAAGGUGCUCAAGUCUCAAAUAUUGCUCUCCACAAUAUUGUAGGACACAGAACCAUAUAUGUCAUACACUCCCAGGCAAUUAACUCCCGAAUCGGCUUGGAGACAUCAAGAAUAGAAGAGAGGCUAUUGGACCUCCUGUGUUGAGUUCAAUGGAGAUCUUGCUCAUCUGAAUAUACGUCUAUAUGUUUAUGGAAGCUGUAGUGCAUGCGUCUGAUAUAUGGCGAAUCA